UGUUGCUAUCGUAAGUGAAACGCAAACCCUUUUGGGGUGGUAUCGUGUUCCCGGUGUCCUCCAUCUGUGAGAAUUCCUUUUGCAAAGAUAAAAAAGGCUCGUGAAUUCCUGCGUAAACGGAUUAAACAUGAUUCAGUGCUGCUGAGUAUCUUGUUUAAAGUAAUUGUGACGUCACACAAAUAGCACCACGGGGCAAAUGAAUUUUUUGUUCCUAUUUAUUGUUGCUAUCAGCAGAAUGAGUCAUAAGAAUAGCUGCGACGUACUCACGAUACUUAAUUUAGCUACUCGUCAAAAUGUCCAACCCUGAGCCAGGCAACUCCGGGAAUAACGGUUUUCCUAAAUUACCGCCUCCGCCAACGGACAGCACGCAGCCUCCUAGCACUGCCAACAAUGCCACCAACAACCGGCUGAAGCAAACGCAGGCUCAGGUCGACGAGGUCGUCGGAAUCAUGCGUGUGAACGUGGAAAAGGUCCUUGAGCGAGACCAAAAACUAUCGGAGCUGGACCAACGCGCAGAUGCAUUGCAGCACGGCGCAUCACAAUUUGAGCAGCAGGCCAGCAAGCUGAAGAGAAAGCAAUGGUGGGCGAACAUGAAGAUGAUGAUCAUUAUGGGCGUGAUUGGCGUGGUGCUUCUCAUUAUCAUCAUCCUUUGGAUCGUACCGGGCAGCUCAUCGUCUGCCCCGCCUCCACCAGCUGUUACAGAGAGUACAACAAUGGGCACAGAAACUCCAAAUUAAUCAAUUUGGUUACCGUGAUUAUUGAAUCAUUUAACACACUUAAAUAUUAUCUUAUAUAAAUCAUAACGAAAUAAAGAUGAUGAAGUCUAAUAAGUAGGAUUUUUUUAUUUGUGCUACAGUAACAAUUUUGCUUAGUUAGCAGAAAAAACAGUAAUCUAGUCUAGUGGAGUAGUUGUGUUUUUUUUUUCAAGCGAUUCAUCAAUUUCGAAAUGCAAUACAACGAAAGAGCAAGACCAUAUUUAGAAUCGCAUCAAUAGCACAAAUCUAUCCUUGUGGACAUGCUCUGUUAUGUUUAAUUCAUCUGUUUUAAUCGAAACCGCUUUCCACCAGUAGACACAUGUUCCCAGCACGUACAAGCCCCACGGAAAGCCGUGAUGUCCUUUUUUUGCUACGUGGCCCAGCAACAUAACACGACCGUUCAUAAAAGAUACAAAAUAACAUCCUUAUCCGCUGAGCAUUGAUGCUUCAAAGGCGGGUUGUCUUGUCGCUCGUAUCUUUCCAUUAAGAAACUUCGCCACAUCUUAAUCGUAGCAUGAGAUGGACGCUGUCUAGGACAGUAGAAGGAGCUUCUGGCAACAAGAAUAUUUCUCGCUAUUCAGGUCGCGCAUCGUCAACUUUGUCAGCAUACCGGUUCUCAUCCGUUUCCGCAUCGUCUUAGUAGUUCAGUCUUUCAGCACAGCUGCAUCGAUUACACUGAGGUGUCGUCACAAACAAAAUGGGGGCAAUUUGAAGAAGAGAGUUUGAAGUUUUCUUGGGAAAAUUUAUCCGCGUAUGUCAGAUACUGAAAGUCACGCUGGAUGUAUAGGAACACUCAAAAGUAGAAUGCUCCUUUGGGAGUAGAGAACAUUGUUCGAAUCGCUUGCGGAUGCAGCCUAUUAUCUCAACGUGUAUGCUACUAAGCCAAAUGGGGUUUGGAUGAAUUGCGUUGAGGUUGAGUGUAUACCAGGGGGUCUCAAACUCGCGGCCCGCGGCCACGGCCACGAAGUAAAGUUAAACUUAAUUUUAUAUGAAAAAAAACUUUGUGUAUGAUGCGGCCGGCCCAGUGUGUGCUACAUUACAAUGUGGCCCGCUAAGUAGCUGUUAUUUUGAACAGCGACCUUGAUGCUAAUAUGAGUUUGAGACCUCUGGUGAAGAACGUUUCUUGGAUCUCUUGAACAAUGCAACCACUGUCCUUUACACCGUUAUGUCCAUGCUUCCAUCCUAUUGUAAUGAUCCUUUAAAGACGGGUGCCACCUGACCAGAAGUACUUACCUAACACAUGCCAGAAAUAUGUGAAAUGUUUACAGUUAUUGUUUACUUUGCAGUAAUUUUUCAAUUAAAGCUGACUUUAAUUGAUGUACCCCACAUGUACUAAACUAACUAGUCACCAAUUUUUGAUUUCAUUUACUACUUUUGGUUUUUUUUUUAAUUAUACAAAACCGCUUGAACUUGAACAAGCUUUAAAAUAACACAAAUCAGUGCAUAAUGAUCAUGCAACUGGCGGAAUUACUUUAAAUUAAUUUUUGGAAGCAUGAUUAUACUGCAGUCGUUAAAAAACCAACACUUUCCACUUAGUUACGUUAGAAAUACACUAAAAGUCUUAUUGUCAAUAUUUCGCUUACGCCUUUUUACUCGCGGACAUCAAAAAUAACUAUUGAUUGUCGCCUUUCUUGUUAAAAUUCAAAGUUCGUAAUAAGUCCAAUCAACUCAACAUUAUUUAUACAACAGAAUAGUUUCACUUUAAAGGUUAUUUUCCUUUAUAUGGUAUACUACUACAACAAAAUGCCGCAGCAAACAUAUGGCGUUGAAUAAAUUACUAGUAUUUUUUAAAUUGAAUACUGAUUGAUGACGAUGCAGCACAUCGCUCAACCAACACAAGGACGUGAUUUUCACUCAAUAGUAACAAGACGACGCUUUACUCAAUAGUAGUAGGACGAAUUGUGUAUCACUUCAUGAUUUCGCCUCCUGCAGGAUUUAGUCAUCUUGCACCUGUCACCUCAGCCAUCCUUGCUGGAUGAACUCGAUUUCUCUCUCACACAACCUUAACAGUAGCUCACACUUCGCUUGCUUUCUUCCUAAUUUCACACUCUUCCCAUCCUGCGCUGUGCUGCAAUGUGUAUUCAAUCAAUAUUUCACUACUUUUUUGUAUCUUGCAUUCAUUCAUGCGGCUCAUCGUUGAGAGAUAAAAGAAGAGACAAUAUCUAACUAAAGGGUGAGGUAGCAGGUUACAAGAUUCUGUUAACUAAUCGGCACGUCUGCCCUAUGUGCACACAUCGUUGUUUCAUUGGAGCCACGUACCAGUAAU
Messenger RNA from Anopheles darlingi, 3021 nucleotides. It is a transcript of the gene Syb, whose product is annotated as synaptobrevin. Gene Ontology annotation, cellular component: SNARE complex; plasma membrane. Gene Ontology annotation, molecular function: SNAP receptor activity; syntaxin binding. The record is from RefSeq and is a predicted model, not a curated record. NCBI's taxonomy places the organism in Eukaryota, Metazoa, Arthropoda, Insecta, Diptera, Culicidae. Bases 294 to 737 code for a protein of 147 amino acids. Gene Ontology annotation, biological process: vesicle fusion; vesicle-mediated transport. The transcript is spliced from 4 exons.